Molecule: messenger RNA, 2382 nt
Organism: Aureobasidium namibiae CBS 147.97
Lineage: Eukaryota; Fungi; Ascomycota; Dothideomycetes; Dothideales; Saccotheciaceae
Exons: 3
Cellular component (GO): Golgi medial cisterna; membrane; Golgi trans cisterna
Source: RefSeq, a predicted model, not a curated record
UUCUGGCAACGCCCAGAAACCGCCGAACAUGUCUUCGAGACCAUUACCCCCUCCGACCUUCGUACUAUGCGCGACAACCCAAAAUCUUUCGUCAACUUUGAAACCCUGAUCCUGACCGUUUCCCUUCGCCUGAUCCACCUGCGCACCGCCGACCACGACCUCUUCGACAAAGAUCCAUCAACUUUCAUUCGCGAGGCCUUGAACUGCGUCAGAAUCCUCACUCGGGUCCUUCCUUUCGUCUACGAGUGCGAUCGCUUGUGCGCUUGGGAACAAGACUUCUUCUGGGCCUCGACAGACAAACUUCCUCCCUCGGAUCUUGCUCCAACAUGCCUUGGGGUCGAGCUUAUUGAUUCGCUUCUGGACAUGGCCUUCUGGUCAGGCUUCACACUCCCCAUCAACAUGCACGGCAACAACGGUCCCACCUAUGGCUUCUGGCAGAGUGGAAUCGCCUACGAGCGCCGCCUGGAAACGAGCAAAGAAUUCGAGAGCAGGAGAACGGAAAUUAUGCAACUUCUUCUGGUCCUUGAAAGCAAAUGCAUUUACAAGCCUGCCAACGCCUUCACCACUUUUGGCUCCGAGGCAAUCGACUUCAUCUCCAACCACCACGACCGUAAAAAGGUUCAAUACCUUUUGUGCUCUCUUCUGAACACCGUCCUAAAGUAUCAACCUGAUGCUCGUUAUCUUUCGCCAUCACCCAGAGAGCUGCACGAAACCCACGUAAGGACGUGUCUGCACUUCCUCCAAGUCAACCUUCUGAACAGGACACCAUGGACCGAAGCUUCGGCCCCGCCCGAUAACAGGUUCCGUGAUCUCUUCUCCCAUCUACAUAAGGCAACACAUCUGCAAUUCCUCGCCGAUGGCAUCCUCAAGAUUCUGCGACAGCCGCUUGAAGCAAACAGCAAUGGAUUGAACAUUGUCCAGAGACCGCUCGUCUGGGCACAUGAGAUCAUACCGCUCCUUUGGGAGUCUCUGUAUUCCAACAAAUACUUCCGUGCCUUCAUUUGCGAAACGGGUCGCCAGUUCGAGCUUACCGUCUUCCUUCUGUUUUACAUCCUGGAUCCUAAUAAGAAUGUAGAAGGAGUCAAACGUGUAAGUCUGCUGUGUGUGCAGACCAUGAGCGAGAAUCCCGAGUAUGCCAUCUCCUUGAAUAAAUCGUUCGAGGGACAUGACAAUCUCCCUUCGUUCAUGCAAAUCAAGAACUUCCACGGAUCUUAUGCAGACUAUCUUUUCACUUGGUUACUUACUCUUCUGAAACCGAAGAAGAAUGGUCACCUGGAUGCUAUGGCUGCCGCACUGGUUGGGAUCAUUGUCAAUGUUUCGCCCUACAUUUCUCACCUCGGUCGGGCAACAAGUCUGAAACUGAUUCAGCUAGUGGAUCUAUACACGCGGAACUCUCUGUCGACUAGCGUCGAGACCAAUGCUAUGGUCUUGACACACAUGGUUCGCGCGGUGAAUUCGAUGUUGGAAGAACACAAACCAGGGACUGGUUCGUUAUACUACACAAACCGGCGAAGCAAUACUGACCAGUCUCUUGUAGAAAAUGAAAAUUUGAUCUGGGCGAUAUGGAAAUACGGCACUACAUUCGAACAUCUAGCAGACCUCAGAAUGGAGGUCGAUCCUGGUUUCAAGCAAAUGGUGGAGCAGAUCCGUGAACAAGGUAUCACAGAGCCUACUUUGUGCCCAGAUGGCACUGUACUGCACCCCUUGAUCGCGGCCAACGACAUUGCCAACAUGGACAAAGACAAGGCACCUCGCCCACGUCUUGGAAGAGGACGCACAUGGCUAGAACUACGUGACAUCUACAACCCAGCAACUUCGCCAGUAGCACCUCCAGUUGACGAUACGCCGCCACUCAAUGCAGAUGAUUUAGCAGAAAAGCAACCGUCGGUGUCUGCUAGAGCGGUCCGAACGUGGCUUCCACAGAUGCCCCUUCUCACGACACUGUCGCUUCUCCUGGCACUACAAGCGUGGACUGCGAAAUUGUUGGAAGAAAGAGGCAUGGAGGGCAGCCAAGAAGCUGUAGAUGGUUUGGGCAUGGACGAAGUGCUACAACCGGUCCGCAACGUUGGGCGUAUCUGUGUCGAGACAACGACUCGGAACAUCCACACAUUCCCCAUGACGGCCCCAUUCUCGGAAGCAUAUGCAGCUUUCUACUGGGGUCUCGUAGUGUCACAAGAUCUGCAACAUGCGUCGACGUCUGGAAGCGGUAUCUGGAGCAGCACCAACGUCAAAUUGUUCAAGAUUCGAGCUGGCGAAGUCGUACCGCCAAGUUUGUUGAGUCCAAAGGGAGCGGUCGAUGCUCUAGGGGAGAGUCUUGUGAGCGGUGUUCAGAAUCUGGCGUUGAAGUUUCGACAACAGCUGAAUGGUGGAUCUGAGGCAUAA